UAAAUAAUUGGCAAGUGUCAUGCCAUGAGAGUGUUGAGGUUUCUCUGCACGAUACUCUGCACUUUAUUUCACUUUUAUCCUGCCCUGACUGAUAUUACAGAGUGACCAUGCCAACUGAGAAGAGUCACGCUAAAGGCAGUGCCCCGCCCGGUCCAGUGCCAGCAGGCACCAUCAGAGUCUACAGCAUGAGGUUCUGCCCUUUUGCACAGAGGGCAAGAUUGGUGCUCAAUGCUAAAGGAAUCAAGCAUGAAGUUGUUAACAUCAACCUGAUGGACAAACCUGACUGGUUCCUGGAAAAGAAUCCUCUGGGUCUUGUUCCAACCCUGGAGACGUCUGCUGGUGAGGUGAUCUAUGAGUCCCCCAUCACCUGUGACUACCUGGAUGAAGUGUACCCUGGGAAGAAACUGCUUCCUCCAACUCCUUUAGAGAAAGCGCAGCAGAAGAUGCUGCUGGAGCAAUUUUCUAAGAUACCAGGUUACUAUUACAGGAUUACGAUGGGAAGGAAGAAAGGUGAGGAUGUCUCAGGGCUGCUCAGUGAACUCAAAGAGAAUUUCACCAAACUGGAUGCGGUCCUCACUAAGAAGAAGACCAAGUUCUUUGGUGGCGACUCCAUCACAAUGAUCGACUACAUGAUGUGGCCAUGGUUUGAGAGGCUGGAGGUCUUUGACGUGAAACAAUGUGUGGACAAUGCACCCGAGCUGAAGAAGUGGACUGAGCGCAUGUUGGAGGAUCCAGCUGUCAAAGCCACCGCACACAGUUUGGAAAACCACAAGAUUUUCUACAAGAGCUACGCCGCUGGCACACCCGACUACGACUUCGACCUGUAGAGAGCUGCUGUCCUUCCCACAGUGGGCCACAGUGUGACUGACAACACACCCAUGAAGUCAGCUGUACAUGGUUCAGCUGCCCUCUUAAGCUUUAAUGAUGAUUUUCAUUUAAAAUUAAUAUUUCAUGAAAUCAUCAAGUUCAAUUUAUUUACCUCCCUUUUUUUCCUUUUGGGGUCAUUUUCAUUCUUUUUCUUGUCAUGGGAACGUUUCAGGGGGAAAAAAUCCUGCCAAUUUAUAUUUGUUUAAUGCGGUCAAGUAUUUUUUUUUUUUUAUACCAUUGAUACAAUAGAUGUUAACUUCUGUAGAGUGAAAGCUUCUUUAUUGGCCAUGCAAAUGGUGUUUUGUCAUUUGAGAAAAUAUACAUUUCAAUAGCUUGAACCAGGUAAAUUAAUUUUCUGACUCAGGGUGAUAUGAAUGAUCUAUUUCAAGAGUGUGACAUGCAAAAUAAAAAAACACAUGUAUUUCUAAGUCUGUGUUGUGUGUUUGAGUUGCAAU
Messenger RNA from Salarias fasciatus (jewelled blenny), 1322 nucleotides. Its product is annotated as glutathione S-transferase omega-1-like. NCBI's taxonomy places the organism in Eukaryota, Metazoa, Chordata, Actinopteri, Blenniiformes, Blenniidae. Gene Ontology annotation, biological process: glutathione metabolic process. The transcript has 6 exons. Gene Ontology annotation, cellular component: cytoplasm. The record is from RefSeq and is a predicted model, not a curated record. The coding region runs from base 108 to 827 and encodes 239 amino acids. Gene Ontology annotation, molecular function: glutathione transferase activity; glutathione dehydrogenase (ascorbate) activity.